Molecule: messenger RNA, 1158 nt
Organism: Auanema sp. JU1783
Lineage: Eukaryota; Metazoa; Nematoda; Chromadorea; Rhabditida; Rhabditidae
Source: the annotation of a GenBank genome assembly
AUGAGUGCGCAGAUUGGAGCCAUCAACUCCGUGAAUGCGCUCAUCUCAAAGGUCUUUCAACAGCCCAAAGGAGAUUUAGCGGAUCGGUUGAACAGUAGAAUCACAGUAUGUAUUCUCUCUGUAUCUGCAGGUCUUCUACUUUCUGCCCAUUUUAUGGGUGAACCUAUCAACUGCUGGACACCGGCACAAUUCACCAAAGAUUGGUCAACUUUUGUGAAUCAAUACUGCUAUGUUCACGGAACUUACUUUGUACCUUUGGAUCAGGAGUUAUCUUUUGAUGAAGAAGCACGACAACGAAUCAAGAUCACCUAUUACCAAUGGGUUCCUUACAUCUUAGCUCUCCAAGCUUUCCUUUUCUACAUUCCUCGCUUUAUUUGGAAAACAAUGAUGAGUGGAAGUGGUUAUGAUUUGGCUGGAGCUAUUCGAUACGUUGACCAAUUCUGGAGCUCUAUAAGGAACACUGGAGAUGGGUUCAAAUACCGUAUUGCCCUGUUUGAAUCACAACCUUCAUUGUACAUCUGGGAUGGCUUGAGAUUGGCUCGUAAAAAGAACAGCGAAGAUAUGGCUCUUUAUUACAUAGUUUCGACAGUCUUGCAGAGUUUGAAUGCAUGGAUUCAGUGGUUCUGGCUCAACAGCUUGCUCAACUCUCCUCUUUAUUCAUUCUGGGGACCAUCUGUAAUCUCUGAUCUAAUUUCGGGACAAGACUGGCAGACCACCGGUCAUUUCCCUCGUAUUACCCACUGCGACUUCAAUCGUCGUCGACCUGCCGGCGUACAGCAAGAUACAGUACUAUGCGUACUUACGAUGAAUAUUUAUUACGAAAAACUUUUCCUUUUCUUAUGGUUCUGGCUACUGUUCGUAGCUGUGAUUUCCACUUCCAACAGUCUUUACUGGGUUAUGUGCUUAUGUAAUCCAAGAAAGAUGAGAGGAACUGUCGACAACUAUCUGCAAUUGGAUGGCCGAAGCAAGACGACAAGAGAACAUUUCUACAAAGUUUUGGGCAAGGAUGGUCUCUUCGUUUUACAUCAAAUAACUUUGAAUCUUGGUGAUAUCCCUACAAGUUAUCUGACCAUCGCCAUGAGAAACUGUUGUCCUGACAUGAUCGAGAACUCUGUUGAUUGCGAAAAGCAGACUCUUCUGCCAACCGAGAAGGCUUAA